AUGGCUGCUACCUCGCCAGCACCGCCGCUCAAGCGCUCGUCGCCACCGCCGGCCAACCCGCCCGCUCGCGCCUUCAAGCUCCCCCGCCUCGCCGCGACCACGACCCCGAUUCAGACCUCGCUCCCUCCUGCACGCCUCAUGCCCGAGCCCACCAGCCGCACCCCCAAACUCGCUAGCCUCUUCAAGAAGCCCCACGAGCGCGACCCGGCCCCCAUGAGGAAUGUCGAGGCCUCGUUCGUCGACACGCACUUUGACGUCGAGGAUGCCGCAAACUACCAAGACGCGCUCCUCAUCCUCGAGGGCAUCUCGAACCGCCUCAACCACCUCACCCGCCACCAAGUCCGCCUCCUCCUCUGCAUCGCCCUCUUCCCCCAGCUCUUCAAGCCCCCCGAGCAGCACGGCAUGACUCACUUCUCGUCGCGUUCAACCUCGACACCGUCGUCCGCCCCGUCGCGCACCGCCCUCCUCGUCACGUCCCCCGACCCGCUCGCUCCGACCCACCGUCGCCUGCGCGAGCUCGCGUGCGCGCUCCUCGCCGAUGCGCUCGACGCGCAGGGCGGCGCAGAGCUCGUUGGCGACGCCGUCGUCGGGUACGGCAUGCCCUCGAGGGCCGACGCCGGCUCGUCCCUGAGCGCGGCAGCAGGCGCCGCCCUCGACUCGGACGACGAGGGCGACUACCCGGCCCGCAAGAAGCUCAAGGCGGCCAAGGGCAAGGGAAAGGCGCGCGCCGCCGCCGGUCCCGACGUCGAGGACCCGCACGACGGCGACGACGUCCUGUCGCUCGCCGCGAACCGCAUCCUGUCGGACGCGACCGACCUGUGGGAUGUGCUCGGCGGGACGACGGCGCGUCGAGAGCGCGUCAGGAGCGCGAGGAGCCCAGUGCUCGAGGUCGGCGGGUGGGACCUCGUCGCCGUGCUCGUCGCGGCGUGGGACAAGGAGGCCGAGCGCAAGGCGGCAGCUGCACGAGCUCAAGGUGUCGACCUCCCCGAGCCGCUCAGCCUCCUGCGCCAGUUCAAGCCGAGCGCCUCGACGAGCGCCGCACGUCAGCUGUCGCCCAAGGCGCUCGACGUCGUCUUCUGGCCGUUCGUGCACGGCUCGGCGUCGGACGACGAGGAGGACGAGGACGAGGAUGGGUCGGACGAGAAGGGCUCGGAGCGGGCCGAGGCGGACGGGACGAGCCUCGAGGUCAAGCGUCAAGUCGCCGUCCGGCUCCUCAAGCUCAUCGGCGACUCGGCGGUGCAAGGGUACCUCGACGGCGAGCCGACCGUGUCGGACCUCGUGCAGCGCAUGAAGGCGCUCGCCCAAGACGACUUUGUCGCCCUUGUCGAGCACCUCGCCGACAUCUCGACCGCGCAAGUGUUCACGACGCGCCUCCUCACCGCCUACCUCGAGACGCACUCGCACCCGCCCUCGGCCGUCGUCCAGCUUCACCCGUCCUUCGCGCCUUCAACCCUCGCCUCCACUGCCGACCCGUCGCACCCCCUCUCGCCCCGCAAGCUGUCCGCCACGACCUCGCUCUCCAAGCUCAACCACUCGUCCGCCUCCAUCCCGACCGCGACCGCGCACUCGGCCUACUGGCGCAUCCCGAGCAUCGCGCAACCAGCGCAACUCUUCGACCUCGCGCAGCGCGUGCCAAGGGACGUGCCGCUCCGAGGCGGCCGCGGCGGCGCAGGCGCGAGCGCGAGCGCGAGCGCGGACAAGGGCAAAGGGCCGGCGGGGCUCUCGCGUCGCGCGCAGCUCGAGGUCGCCCGGUUCGAGGUCGUCAAGGAGGCGGUGGUCGGUCUCGUUGUGGGGCAGGCGCGGCGAGACGUCGUCGGCGAGGACGGCGAGCGGGAGAGGGGGGACGAGGAGCGGGCCGAGGUCCUGCGGCAGGCGCCGCACGGUCCUCGACUCGACGGCUCUUCCUCCGCCUCUCGCCUCAGCUUCUCGCCCUCGCUCAUCCUCGCCAUCCUUGCGACGUCCUCUCGACGACCCUCGUGCCGCGUCGACACCGCCGUCGUCCUCGCGCACGUGACCCGGCAACUCAUCUUCUCGUCCGGCGUCUUCGGCCGGCGCUCUCGGACCGCGACGGCCCACGGCGGUCCACCUUCCUUCUUCAGCAUGCUCUUCCCGACCCUCUCGACUACGCUCCUCGCGUUCGCCUCGCUCGCGACGGCCAAGCCCGUCGCCGCCCCGUCGACCCUCUCGAGCGCCGUCUCUGCGCCCUCCUCGUCCGCCUCGUCGUCGUCGACGGUCCCUGCGGCGCCACGCUUCAAGUGGCUGUACACGGCCAUGGUCCUGUGCCCGGCGAACGUCAUGCCCAACGUGACGAGCCCGCAGGGCGUGCGCAAGGCGAUUCCCAUCGUCGGCGGCAACGUGACCAUGGCCGACGGCAGCGAGUGGAAGAUUCGGGACUUGGGCGCAGACUGGGGUACGGUCGACCCUCGCACCGGCAUCUUCACGGCCGACACGCGGUACAACGCCUACAACGACAAGGGCGACGACCUGUUCUUCCAGACGUCCGGGCCCGGUCAAGCUGCGGGCGGCCUGCACCUGCGCGCAAAGAUCGAGACGGGCAGCGAGGCGUACUACUGGCUCAAUCACGUCGUUGCGGUCGGCAUCCUCAAAAACCUCGGCGCCGACGCCAAGAACGUCUCGACGCUCCGCAUCGACGUGUUCAACUUCGACGACGACCGCAACGCGACCAACACCAAGCUCUUGUUCUAG
Molecule: messenger RNA, 2706 nt
Organism: Rhodotorula graminis WP1
Lineage: Eukaryota; Fungi; Basidiomycota; Microbotryomycetes; Sporidiobolales; Sporidiobolaceae
Exons: 12
Coding region: 1-2706 (901 amino acids)
Source: RefSeq, a predicted model, not a curated record